Ctenopharyngodon idella (grass carp) is the source of this 2060-nucleotide messenger RNA. It is a transcript of the gene gpr3, whose product is annotated as G protein-coupled receptor 3. Gene Ontology annotation, cellular component: membrane. Gene Ontology annotation, biological process: G protein-coupled receptor signaling pathway. Lineage: Eukaryota; Metazoa; Chordata; Actinopteri; Cypriniformes; Xenocyprididae. The record is from RefSeq and is a predicted model, not a curated record. Gene Ontology annotation, molecular function: G protein-coupled receptor activity.
UGCGAGUCUCCUGAUUGGUCGACCGGGGCAGAAUCGCCCCUCAUCAUCGUAACUGACGUCAUAGGGGAAUCGGUGAGGGUAUAGCUCGCAGCCCACCGGAGCUGAGUGUUAUACAGAAGCGCUCGAAAGACUGAAUACAGCGGAGCUACUAAGGAACCUCGCUUUGCAAGAAGAGCAAGAUAUCUUUUUCACAAGAUCUGGAGUUGCACGCGUUUUAGCGGACCCCGUUAUUCAUUGGCGGCUCGAGCUCAGAUUUCUGCGCGCGCUCUAACGGACCUCCAGCUGGAUGGUGGCGUGAAGAACUGUCCGCUUUGCAAUCUUCUAACGCUUCCAAAUGGCCCUGAACAACUCUGAAGUGGGCUUAGAAGUCAUCUUGGCGAUGGACCAACUGCUGGAGCUCACCCCGUCCCAUGUGACCCCUAAACCCAUGGAGUCCACAUUGAUGACCCCAUGGGACGUCGCCCUGUGCGUAUCAGGAGUCUUGAUCUGCUGUGAGAAUGCGAUCGUCGUGGCCACUAUCCUCUCCUCGUCGUCUCUGAGGGCACCUAUGUUCCUGCUAAUCGGCAGCCUGGCCUGGGCGGACUUCCUGGCAGGGGUGGGGCUCCUUUUGCACUUCCUGUCUCGGCGAUGCGUGUACUCGGAAGCGCUAGAGCUGGGCAGCGUGGGUCUGCUGGUGAGCGCACUCAGUGCGUCCGUGUUCUCUCUGUUGGGCAUCACCCUGGACCGCUUCCUCUCGCUGCAUCGCGCGCUGACUUACGGGUCCCGCCUGACUCACGCGCAAACACUCUGCGCUCUGGCCGUUGGCUGGACUAUUGCGGGUCUUCAGGGCGCACUGCCUGCCUUGGGCUGGAACUGCUUGCAUGACGGAGAAUCCUGCAGCGUGCUUCGCCCUUUGACCCGAGUGCACCUCGCGACCCUGUGCGGCGGCUUUCUGCUGACCUUGGCUUUGAUGCUGCAGCUGAACGCCCGUAUCUGCAGCGUCGUACUUCGGCACUCGCACCAAAUCGCCCUCCAGAGGCACACGCUCCCAUCCGCUCGCACGCACACGCGUCGUCGGGUUCACACUCUCGCCCUCAUCCUCGCCACAUUCGCCAGCUGCUGGAUGCCCUUCGCCUUGUACGGUCUUCUGGCCGACGGAUCGUCGCCGGCUCUGUAUACUUACGCCACAUUGGUUCCGGUCACAGGAAACUCUCUGCUGAACCCUCUGAUCUAUGCCUACAGAAACACACACAUUCAGAGAGUGUUGCGACAGGCUUGCUGUUGUUGUCUACCAAACACACCCAGUAAAAACACACACACUCCCAGUGAUGUCUGACAUCAAGUGCUGAACACUUCAGAAGAUUCUAUGGUGCCAUUAAAGAUUGUGUUUCACAUUUUAUGUCUGUUCCUGUUUGGGAACGUCACUGUGCCAGUUGCCAAAUCUCCUGUCUGAAAAGUUAACAUGACCACUGUCAGUGACCUGAUCUACUCUGCAUUGUUUUAUUUAACUCUAAAAAGGGUUUAUGUAGCAGUGUGUGUCCUUUUUUUUAUGUUAUAUUGAGAAAACUGCCACUGUAUCCUUUUAGCUAGUUGCCAACUAAAGGGGUCCAAGCAGAAGCUCUCCUGUUCGCUUUAAUGUCUCAGAUUUGUGCCUCAUUUUAUGUCCUCUGAAGUACAGAGUUACUGAUGGAAUCAAAAUCAUUUGCACUUUAUGACAAUGACUUGACUUUUAAGCUGAAACUUGUUUGAAUUUCGUUCGUUUUUACCAAUCAAUCAAAUGAUUUGCCGUUUGUUAUUCUGGCUGAUGUUUUUUAUACUUCAUAAAUGUCAUGUUUGCACUUACAAUGUAUUAAUGUUGCACAAAAUGUCCAAAUGUAUGAGUGAAUGUUUUAUUGUUGAAAUGAGAUGUUUUAUGGAAAAUGUUUAUAAAUAAUAAAUUGUAACGUUUGUACAUUUUCUGUUGUAUUUUUUAUAUCAAAAGUGUGAAGUAUUGAAAUAUUAAUCCAAAGAAUCAGGGUUAUUAUAGCUGACUACAACCAUAAAAAAAAACAUUUGCUACUUGAAAUAAAAUAUUAAAUGAA